This is a messenger RNA of Paralichthys olivaceus (Japanese flounder), 4462 nucleotides long. RefSeq lists its product as uncharacterized. The record is from RefSeq and is a predicted model, not a curated record. NCBI's taxonomy places the organism in Eukaryota, Metazoa, Chordata, Actinopteri, Pleuronectiformes, Paralichthyidae.
CGCUCAGGUUAUGGGCUAAUAUGGGCGAAUAAAGCAAAUGAAAACGACAAAUGAAUGACAUCUCCCACACAUUAACGCGGUGGAGUGAUCCUGAGCUAGAAACGGUCCAAACUACUGCUCCUACCUGAGACACAUUACAAACCCCGAGAGGGUUUAAUUUAACGAAACCACGAGUAUGUAGGUAUUCUUCCGCUUUCGUCAUCUGCCUCACCGGUUUUCGCGCCACAAGGAACAAACCAGCUAAUGCUUGCUAAGCGGCUAAGUCAACCCGGGUUAUCUGGCUGUGUUUUCCAUCAGGGUUAAAGCCCAACCAACUAAUUAACCUGUUUUGUUUUUUUAGAUAUAAGAAAAUGGAUAAAGUCCCACAUGAAGAUAUCAGCCUACAAACAGAGAGAGAGCUCACUUCACCAGUCUCCCCAAAAAGGCCAAGGAUGGAUUGUACAGUGACAAACAACCACAGUGGGGGGAGGAGGUUUGACUUUCCUCAGCUUUGGACAUUUCAGAACAACAUAGGCCCCCCAUCAUCAAAACACACCCUGCAGCAAAAUGUGUUAGAAAUGUGCCCAGCGGAAAGCGGGGAUGUUCAAGAUGAAAAACCUCACAAGCAACCACAACACACCAAAUUAAUUGUCACCCCUUUUACCAAGGCGACUGCAGCACACACUGACAAUGUGGAUACAGGAUUGUCUAAAGUCAGUUUUAUUACUACUGAGAGACACCUCCUACAUCUGGGGAAAGAUGAGCAGCCUCCACUUACUGAAACUGACAAGCUCAGCUCAUACCCGCGAGAUGAUGCAGGUGGGGCAUUAGCAGAGUCUCACACUUCAAAAGACACCAGUGCCGACACGUCCAGUCAACCUGAUUGCAGAUGGCUGGGGAAAUCACUUGAAGACAAUCCCCUCGGUGGUUGUUGCUCUCCUGCUGGAAAUGACAAAGAUGGGAGUCAGGUACAAAGUAAUGUCAGUCAAAUCCAAGUAUUCACCCUUAGUUCAAGUGAUGACGAGGUCAGAUGUCAGUCUGAUUGCACUUGUGAAAAUGCUCUACAUGACACAGGUUUCCGUAAUACAUGGAGCCAAUCUGCUGAAUUUAAAGCGAGCAAUCAGACAGAGAACAAGCUCGAAUUUAGUGAGAAUAUCCCUUUCAGCAAGGAAGAGGGAAGCAGUCACAGAUCUCCCUGUGAUUAUCAAGUCGCUAAGUCAUUUUCCUCAAACCCUGAAGACAACCACUCUGGGAACUUGGCCGACUUUUCAGAAAAUGAGAAAAUAAUACCAGAAGUGCAGACUUUUAAGAAAGAAUAUUUUGCCAUCUGCGAGAGAGAAACAAAAGUUAAUAAGAAUAAUAUAUGCAAAAACUUGAUCCCCUUUGUUGCUAAAUGUACAGAGGGGGCUACUGUUUCUGGUGUUAUGGUAUUAGACAGAAAUAUUACGUCUGAAAAUGUGAGUGUUGAAGAUGAUGACUUCUGUGGGCUAAAAGGCAAACAUGCCGCCGGCAAGAUGAUAGCCAAAGCUCAGAGUGAAGCGGCUGAUUACACAACAGAGACUCCAAUGCCUGCAAGAAUCAGCGAAGAGCUUGGUGAAGGAGAUAAUGAUCCAGGCCCUUUUAGUGCAAUUGACCCUGCAAUGAGGAGUGAAACUGUCAAGGAGGCUGACGAGAAAUGCCGUAACUCCGAGAGUACUGCAGCUCUAGAAAGAUCUCCAUCUGUAAAAGUCAGUGAGAGGGAAACACAGGAAGUUUCAGUUCACGACCAAGCCAGGCAGUUAAAUCGCCAAAGCACAACACAGCAGAACAAAGAUAAACAAGACUUAUGUCAGACAUACACAGAGCCUCAAGCAGUUUACUUCCCAGUCAACAAAACCCACGGGAUGUAUGGAAAUGAAAGUAGCUGUCAAUGGCAAUCCAGUCCCAGCAGCAAUCCCCACAUCCCCACAACACCUCCUCCUGCCGGGGAUGGAGGACAUGAAAGUCAUGGGUCUGUGAGAUGUCAUUCGAAGGAGCAGGAUCAAUGUGACCGUUUCACUGUUAGUCUCGACCACCUGAAGACACAACAGGUUGAAUAUUCACAGACUAGAUCUGUCAGAAUGGACGAGUCAACUGAGUUAAAAGAGGGAGUAGACAUAAUAAGUUUUGUCGAACAAAUUAAAUCUGAUGAGAACUUGGAGAAGGAAAUAGAGUCAUUAGAUGAACUUCUGCAAAACAAUGAAAAACAUAAAGUAAACUCAAAUAAAAUAUCAACUGGGGAUUGCAUCAAUGACUGGACAAAAGGAGAAGUGAGUGAAUGUAAUAACAGGUUAACUGUUGUUGAAGAUGAAAGCACAACCGAAGAAAAGAAAAGAAACAAAGUGACGAAUGUUGGUGAGGAAAAUAAAACAUGGCGAGAAAAUUCAGAGGUGUUGGUGAAAAUAGAUGAUGAUCUGCAACAACAAAAAGAUCACAAAAGAGACAUGACUGAACUGUCACAUGUUGAAGGGACAGAGGGCAACGUGAGUAAAAGUGACAACACGUUGAGCCAAGUUAGUCAAUGUGAACAAGGAAAUGAGCUCAGUUGUUUUCUAGAUUUUCAAAAUAGAGCUGAGAUAUUAAUGGUUGAAAGUAAAAAUGACUUUGCAGUCUUAACUUCUGCUUCAGUAAGUGAUGCAGUUGUGCCAUGCCAGAAUGAAUCAAGCCAUUCUCGAAAUGCUAACAACAACACCACUGCCCAAAUCUGUAAUGACAGAUUUUCCCCAGCGCCAUCUGUCUUCACUUUCUAUGACCGGGUGCCUGGGGGUUUUGACACUUUCGAAAAGAUCCGGCUCUCACCAGAUGAUGAUGAUGCUGAUGAUGAUGAUGAUGCUGCCGGCCUGGGCAACAGCCCUCACCUCACCAGCUUGCCUAGGCAGCUGUUGAAAACAUCUGAGCGACAACUUCACCACUCCAUGCCAGGGGCAGAGAGUGACAAGCAUGAGGAGAUACCAGGAGAGGAGGAAGUGGGCAAAGAGAAGGUGGCAAAAUUUCAGUGUCACAGCGACAACAUGGCACAUGAAUGUUUAAGCAGUGACUCCACUUGUAAUGAGGUCCCAAAGUUUAUCUCUAUGACAGAUGUUAUUAUCCUCGGAUGGCCAGAGCAACAGCUUAACUGUGACUCAGCCUGUGAUUCCACUGCGCACAUCCUGGAUGAAUUAAACCCUCAGUCAACCUCCUCCACUGUUUCCGCUGAAAGUGACGGCCCAUCUGAUGUGAACGUCUACCCUGAGUUUGAGAUGAGAAAACAGUACAACAUGGUCCUGAAAGAGUUGAACUUGUUUUUUGACAUCAGUAUAAAUGAUUUUGCAAGCGACAGCAAAGCAUCGACACCAGAUCACUGUAGCGACACUGCUGAAGCCAUGGAGGGUGACGUUUCAAACUGCAAAGAACAUCUCAGCAGCCCAGAACUACAAUGCCACACGUCAUUAGAUGAUGUUGAAGAAGACUCAAGCCUGGAAAUGUCUGGAGGUGAUCCAGUCGUGUCUUGUACCAGUGGCAGCUGUGACGGCGAGCAGGAGGUGCCCCUUGGCAGCCACACGAGCCAGGAAACAUCAAUGGACACUGCAGAGAAGCACAAAGAGCUAGAGGGGACGGAUCAGAGGACAAAAAUGUGGUCUCCGUCCUUCGUGUGUCCAUCAUUGUUUGAGCAACAGUUCCACAGACCGCCAGAGCAGCACAGACGACUGGAGCCUCUGACAACAUGCACACGUCCGAUCAGGGUUGGUCUUUCAAAGAGAGCCAAGACCAAACACCUGCACCAUCCCCACCCCUACAAUUGAGCACGGGAAAUUAAAUGAAGGAUAUGUGUGCAUGAAUGUUAUUGAGGCUCUUAAAUUCCUCCUUUGUUGCCAUGUUCAAAAGCUGAGAUGUUGUUUCUGAUUUUCAGUAUAUUGUGUAUGGCCUAUGCAUUUUAACUACAGUUUUACCUCGAGAGAGUUGUCUCCACAAAGGCUGUGUCAUAUGUACAUAUUUACUUGUAUUCUCACAUAAAGCUGGCUGCUUUUUUCCCUUUGAUUAGCUCAGCUGCAACUGUUGAGAGAAUAAGUGUCUCCAAGUUUUUCCAGCUAGAAUGAUGAGCAGAUUUUAAACAUUAACCCCAAUAUUUAUAUAUCUAUUAUAUUUAUAUUAAUUUAUUUAGAUUAUUUCCCUCCCUUUCAAUUCUCAUGGGUUUCAGCCAUAUGUGUUUUUAUACUUCUAUUUACACACUAUUAAUAUUAAUAUUUACACAAGUGCAGUGUUUAAAACAUUUGCCAUUAUAUGCAGGUUUAGUAUAUUGGUACUCAUGCAUUGGAUUGUAGGUGUAUUGAUACAAUAUGCUACUGGUUCCUCUGAUGUGUGGGUGUAUUCAGUUAUUCAGUAUGUUCUGUAUUAUUAAAUGAGUUCACAUGUAGUGCAUGCAGUAUCCUAAAGCAGUUCUGUGGGAGGUUUGCUGGAGUUUCAUUUCAAAAAGCUUUUGCCCUUU